AUGAAGAUCGACGACAUUGAAAAAAUCCAUGGAUCACCCUCCCUACACAGCAUAAGCCAACAUGAGCUCAUCAACAGCUCCUCAAGCGAACCAAUCAAGGAAACCGUCCACGACCCCAAACCACAAACGAGAUUUCGGCGAUGGAUCACCAACAUGAAAGGCGUGGAAACCAGAGGCAUCGAGCCUGUACCACUGGAAGAAAGGGAGCCGGUGACUUCGUCAACGUCACUGCACAUGAUGAUUCUCUGGUUCAGCAUGAGCUUGGCGACGAAUAAUAUCACUGUCGGGUCGAUGGGAACUUUGGUAUUAGGGCUGAGCUUCAAGGAUGCGGCUAUUUGCGCGAUUCUGGGGAAUUUGGUCGGGACUAUGACGAUUGUCGCCCGCUACUUCAUGGGGUACUAUCCAAGUAAAGUCUGCAGCGCGCUGAACAUCCUCACCAAUCUUGGUUAUAGCAUGGUCAAUUGUGUGACCGGUGGCCAGAUUCUCUCUCGGGUGUCCGGUGGACACCUUUCAGUACUGGUGGGCAUCGUCGUGGUGGCCCUCUCGAGCUGGAUAAUGGCCAUGUUUGGAAUGCGCAUUUUCCAGAUCUAUGAACGAUUUGCAUGGGUCCCUCAAUUAAUGGUUCUCUGCGUGAUGCUCGGCUCUGCAGGCCCUCAUUUCGACUUUGAAGUCCACACGCCCGUUUCACGCGGCCGACUCAAUGCCAAACGAGUCACCUUCUUCUCUCUAGCUCUAUCCAUUGCCCUCGCAUGGGCUCCACUUGCCGCAGACUACUACGUUUACUACCCACCGCAAAUAAAGCGCUGGCGUACCUUCGCCGUAACGGUGCUAGGCAGCUCCCAAGCAAUGAUAAUCACCUUGCUCCUCGGCAUCGGACUAGGCACGAUGAUGGCGAGCUCGCCCACCUACCUCGACAAGUACGGCUCCACUCCAGGAGGUCUCCUGAUGGCAGCAUAUGAUGCCCUCGGAGGGUUCGGCAAAUUCUGCGCAGUGAUCAACGUGCUGGCGCUGGUCGCUAAUAACACGCCCGGGGCGUAUUCUAUGGGAAUGAAUCUCCAGAUGCUGGGUGGCUUCUUCUGGCGUGUUCCCCGGCCAGUCUUUACCACGCUGGCGACUGUGAUUUAUACCGCUUGUGCGAUGGGGGGUCGGAAUUCGUUGUACGAAGUGUUUAAGGGGUUCUUACCGCUUAUUGGGUAUUGGGUGAUGAUUUGGUUAAUUAUCGUCAUGGAGGAGGACGUGUUCUUCCGUCGGUUGAAGGGGUAUGACUGGUCGGCGUGGAAUUCGCCGCAGCGACUGCCCGUGGGGAUUGCGGCGGGCGUCUCGUUUAUAGUUGGAUGGGUGGGGGCCAUUAUUGGAAUGGUGGUUAUCCAGAACCAAGUCUAUUAUCGUGGCCUUCUUGCCCAGAUUGCCUCCGGGGCGGACUUGGGCCUGUGGACUGGAGCUGCAUUUACAGCCGUAGUCUUCCCACCACUCAGAGCGAUGGAACUCUGGAGGGGGGCCAGGCGAACAAGGAUGAUCGUGCGCGUUGCAUAUGAUACCGACAGCCCCGGCCCGCGGCCCAUGGAGAUGAAGAUGCCCUCGGUCCGUGCUGAUAGAUGA
Messenger RNA from Penicillium cataractarum, 1599 nucleotides. Its product is annotated as purine-cytosine permease family protein. Bases 1 to 1599 code for a protein of 532 amino acids. Gene Ontology annotation, molecular function: transmembrane transporter activity. NCBI's taxonomy places the organism in Eukaryota, Fungi, Ascomycota, Eurotiomycetes, Eurotiales, Aspergillaceae. Gene Ontology annotation, biological process: transmembrane transport. Gene Ontology annotation, cellular component: fungal-type vacuole membrane; plasma membrane. The transcript is spliced from 5 exons. The record is from RefSeq and is a predicted model, not a curated record.